Pseudonaja textilis is the source of this 4155-nucleotide messenger RNA. The record is from RefSeq and is a predicted model, not a curated record. NCBI's taxonomy places the organism in Eukaryota, Metazoa, Chordata, Lepidosauria, Squamata, Elapidae.
AAAGGAGGGAGGAGGGAGGCGCUCGGCCUCCGGCGCUUCCUCGGCUCCCGUUAGCAGACGGCGCUUAAGCUCGGGCUUGCGAAGGCAGCGGUUCUGCGGCUGUGCGAUGUCGGAAUUGCGAGCAGCAGGACCCGGCCCAGGGAUGACGCCUGGCGGACCAGUGGGCCCCAUAACCACCGGCCCAGGAGGAACCUGCGGACCUGGCCCCGUGACCCCAUUGCCAUCGCCGGGGCCAAGUGCCGGAAAAGGUGACGCCGGAGGAGGGACACUGGGCCCUGGGGGACCGGCCCCAGGGGGGGUGACGAGCACUCCAGGGGGGAGCUCUUCUUCCGCUUCCGGGUCAACGAGCUCAACUUCCGGGGCUGCUCGGGAAGGCUGGCUUUUCAAAUGGACCAAUUACAUCAAAGGGUAUCAGCGGCGAUGGUUCGUGCUGAGCAAUGGGCUUCUCAGCUAUUACAGAUCCAAAGCAGAGAUGCGACACACCUGCCGUGGAACCAUCAACUUGGCCACAGCAAACAUCACUGUGGAGGACUCCUGUAAUUUCAUUAUUUCCAAUGGAGGGGCACAGACCUACCACUUGAAGGCCAGCUCAGAGGUUGAGCGGCAGCGCUGGGUCACAGCCCUGGAGCUGGCCAAAGCCAAAGCAGUUAAAAUGCUGGCAGAAUCAGAUGAGUCAGGCGAUGAAGAAUCUGUAUCCCAAACGGACAAGACAGAACUACAGAAUACUUUGCGCACUCUCUCCAGCAAGGUGGAGGAUCUCAGCACAUGUAAUGAUCUGAUUGCCAAACAUGGAACAGCUCUGCAGCGCUCACUCAGUGAACUGGAGACUCUGAAGCUGCCAGCUGAGAGCAAUGAGAAGAUCAAGCAAAUCAAUGAGCGCGCCACACUUUUCCGCAUCACUUCCAAUGCCAUGAUUAAUGCUUGUCGAGACUUCCUAAUGCUGGCCCAGACACAUAGCAAGAAAUGGCAGAAGUCGUUACAGUAUGAGCGCGACCAGCGUAUCCGGUUGGAGGAGACCCUAGAGCAGCUGGCUAAGCAGCACAAUCACCUGGAAAGAGCUUUCCGUGGAGCGACAGUCCUACCUGCCAACGCACCUGGCAACAUGGAUUCCUCGAAAGAUCAAUGUUGCUCGUCAAAGGGGGAUAUGAGUGAUGAAGAUGAUGAUAAUGAGUUCUUCGAUGCUCCCGAGAUUAUCACCAUGCCCGAAAGCAUGGGGCACAAACGAACAGGCAGCAACAUAAGUGGUGCCAGCAGUGACAUCAGUCUUGAUGAGCAGUACAAACAUCAGGGAGAGGAUACUAAGAAGGAGAAGAGAACUCGGAUUCCACACAAACCAGAUUAAAGCCACUCACCGGAUUUUCUGCCUAGCACUUGUUUCUUCUGCCUCCAGGUUAAUUUCAACGAGCCAUUAUCCAUGCUGCAGCGUCUCACAGAAGACUUGGAAUACCAUGACUUGUUGGACCGGGCUGCCAAAUGUGAAAAUUCCUUGGAGCAGCUCUGUUACGUGGCAGCUUUUACUGUAUCGUCCUACUCCACGACUGUCUUCCGCACUAGCAAGCCAUUCAACCCUCUCUUAGGGGAAACGUUUGAGCUAGACCGAUUAGAAGAAAAUGGCUAUCGUUCCAUCUGCGAACAGGUGAGCCACCAUCCUCCAGCUGCUGCUCAUCAUGCUGAUUCCAGACAUGGUUGGACCCUUCGGCAGGAGAUUAAAAUCACCAGCAAGUUCCGUGGCAAAUACCUCUCAAUCAUGCCACUUGGUACCAUCCAUUGUAUCUUCCAUGCAACUGGCAAUCAUUAUACAUGGAAAAAAGUCACCACCACAGUACACAACAUCAUUGUGGGCAAAUUAUGGAUAGAUCAGUCUGGUGAAAUUGAGAUUCUGAACCAUAAAACGAAUGAGAGAUGUAUUCUCAAAUUUGUUCCUUAUAGUUACUUCUCCAGAGAUGUGGCCAGAAAGGUCACUGGAGAGGUAUUGGAUCCAUCAGGAAAAGUGCAUUUUAUGUUGUUGGGCACCUGGGAUGAGAAGAUUGACUGCUUCAAGGUGAAUCCUAGCUUGGAGAAUGGUGGUGACAGCCGUCUAAGAACACAUGAAACAGAGGACAGCAGGGUGGUGUUAUGGAAGAGGAACCCACUCCCGAAGAAUGCAGAGAACAUGUAUUAUUUCUCAGAGUUGGCUUUGACACUCAAUGCCCCAGAAAGUGGUACUGCUCCCACUGACAGCAGACUCCGGCCUGACCAAAGACUCAUGGAGAACGGGCGCUGGGAUGAGGCCAAUGCAGAGAAGCAGCGCUUAGAGGAGAAGCAGCGCCUUUCCCGUAAAAAACGUGAAGCUGAAGCUAUGAGGGCGACAGAGGAUGGAACCCCGUACGAUCCCUACAAGGCAUUGUGGUUUGAGCGGAGGAAGGAUCCUGACACCAAGGAGGUGUCCCAUGUAUACAGGGGUGGCUACUGGGAAAGCAAAGAGAAACAGGACUGGAACAUGUGCCCUGAUAUCUUCUGAGCUGGAAGCAGCAGGACUCUUCCCAGGAAGAGGUAGUGGACGAAGAGUGGAGGGAAGCAGCUGAUCAUGUGACUUCUUGGCUCGUGCUUUUCUCACUGACUUGUCUGUCUUAAUCAAUUGUUUUGACUCAAUCACCCAAACCAGAAUCCAGCAGUGGUGAUUGGCUGGAUUGCCUUAGCUGAAUGAAGCUGAAGUUGGUGUCUGGAUUCCUUGGAUGGUUAGGGAAAAAUAGGCAUAGAGGAGGACUGCAUCUUCCACUUCCCUGCUCACACCACUAUACAGUAGUUUGGGGAGAAAGAAGAGAAUAUGUGGAUUGACACCUGCCCUCUUUUCCAGCUUUCUGGUGCUGUAUCAAUUAUACCCCCUUUUCAACUUUCAUGAGGCAAUGGCAAGCAGCAAGACCAAGGCACUCUGUUUGCCCAGAGGUGGUUGAAAAGGAACAGGAAGACCUAUCAUUUUGACCAGAGGGGUUACUUUCUUGUUUUUCUUUCCUGCCCUAACCCUGUAUAGCAUCCUUAGGGCAAGGAAGACUUCCUAACCGUAUUGAAUAGAGGGAAAAAAUGGAAACCAAAGCUGUUGGAUCUCUCAGUUCACAUAGAUAGGAAAGCGAUUAGCUGUCUCUUCAAAGAGUUCAACUUUUCUUUGAGGAUCACCAGCUGAUCACUUGGUGUAGAUGCAGUUUUCCCUUUUCAGGUCUAUUCUUCACAGCAAGCCCUAGCACCUUCUCCCAAAUUGUGCACUUGGAUGGGCAAUGAUGCAAGAUAGAAGCCUCCCUGUUCUAAAGCAACUUCUGGCUUAAUGCACAUCUGUUUAUAUGUAUAUUAUAUAUAUGUAGAGAGAGAUCUAAUUUUUGUUCUGAUUUUUGUUCCUUUUAUUCUUUAGACCCCUAUUUGGUAACACUAGCCACUGCUGCUUUCUUCCACCGGGCCCCAGAUCCAUGAAAAUACCGUACAGGAACCAUUACCUAAAAACAGAUUGUCUUGCCUUUAAAAUAACGAAUAAUUCAACAUAGGCAGAGUUGGAGUUUAGUGGUGUUACUCCUAAAGCUCCUCACUCUGUGCCAGCUCAAACCAGGAGUUCAUUGAUUCUUUUGUAAAAUGAGGAGACUGGGAACAGCCCAAACUGGUCUGGGCCGUUUGGUCACAGCUGCCAUAACCAGAUCCUGAGAGUGAAAAGCUGUUGCCGCUAUGCAGAAGUGGCAAAGCGUAAAGAACCUGCCCAGGCGAGGUGUACAUGUGGGUGGGGCUGGGGUGGGGGCAAAGACAGCCGCUGCCCUUGGCUAAGGAUCACACUUUGAGGUGCCUUCCUUUUGUGUUUUUGCUCCUUGUUUUGUUUUUAUUUUACCCCCCUACCUUUCAACUUUAGCCUGUAAGGAAGAAGAGGCAACAGUGGUGCUUGCUGGUUGGGAGAAAUGAGGCAGCACAACACUGUGCUGCUCAGCAGAAGUAAAUUGGGUCUUGGGGUGCAGUGUGUACCCUGUGGCUUGGUCCUUAUUGGAAGCCUUUUCUUCUGCAGCAGGUGGAGGCCAGGGCCUCCCUUAGUGGGAUAAUGGUGGGCUUUUUUAAUUUAAAAAAAAAAAAAAGCGGGAGAGAGAUUAUCUUUGCAAUUCUAUUGUGGUUGGGUUUGUUUUGAGGGGAGGGGGAUAUUGUCUUUUU